Lepisosteus oculatus (spotted gar) is the source of this 12494-nucleotide messenger RNA. It is a transcript of the gene csmd2, whose product is annotated as CUB and Sushi multiple domains 2. Lineage: Eukaryota; Metazoa; Chordata; Actinopteri; Semionotiformes; Lepisosteidae. The record is from RefSeq and is a predicted model, not a curated record.
CGGGCCCUGGGGACCCCCCUGUGUAACGCAUUCCGUGGUCAGCCGUUCAUUUAAAACGUAUGAUUAUCAAUCUCAAAAGUAUCAUGUGAACGAGCAGAGCGCCAGGACACGAAGCCUUAUGAUAGGCUAAGCACGAUCACCAAUAAGGCGGGUUAUACUCGAAGGAGAGAGAGGGAGAACGCGAGAGGGGAGAAGCCGCACUCCGCAGUCUCCGCGCUCAACAGCAGCGUCGAUAAAACGUGAAAUACGGUAAUCACGAACGGCCAGGAGAAGCUGGAAAAGAAACGAACCAUUGUUCCGCUGAGAGACAAUCCCAAGAUGUGUGAGAAGAGGAAAACUUUACUGUCGAUAAAAGGCAUCGGUUUUCCUUCACAGUUGCGUCUGAUCAGCGCUUAAUUGGCAGCAGCGUUAUAAUUCCACACCGGAGUGAGACCGGGGAUAUGAACAGUAGCGAUUAUCCUAUUCGUUCAUCUAAUACAUCAAAAUAAGAAUACUGUCCAUCUUCGAAGGAAGAGCAGAGCGGAAGGCGGGUUAACCCUACCUAAAACACAAAAUAGAAAACCCGGAUUUCCAGAAGGGAGGAGUACAUAUGAGCCUUGAUCUCGGCUAGAUAAGUCUUUCUUGUCUUUUUCUUGGUUUUUUUUUUGGGGGGGGGGGAUCUUUUGGCUUGAGAUUUCCCAACCCCGGGAUCUGCAGGAGAUGGUUCAUUCCAGCUGCAGGAGCGGAGCCUCAAUGCACUGGGAUUUUUCUCAGCGCCGAUACAAAGUGAAUCUUCCCUUUCAAACCAUCUGAUAGCGUCGCUGCCAGAUUUCUGCCAUGAGAGCCUCUUUGAAUUCGGAGGGAAGAGGACUGGUAAGGACUGCGUGUAGAUGCUCUUACAGCGGCCCGAGGAAACUGGACAGACUGGGGAUUUUUGCGCUAAUGAGGGUGGAAGUGCCGGUUCACUACUGGAGCCGGGUUCUCUUCUUGUACAUGGGAUUGCUGGCUUCUUCUGCGAAGGCUCAGAACUGCAGUCACACGCUACAUGGUCCCAAUGGAACGAUAGAAAGCCCAGGAUUUCCUUACGGCUACCCCAAUUAUGCCAACUGCACGUGGAUUGUGGUCACACAGGACCACAACAGAAUACAGCUGGUGUUCCAGUCCUUGGCUUUGGAAGAGGACUUUGACAUUCUCUCUGUGUAUGAUGGCCAGCCCCAUCAGAGCAACUUAAGGACAAGGCUGACGGGAUUCCAGCUCCCACCUCCGAUUGUCAGCUCGGGCCCCCGCCUCACACUGUGGCUCCUGUCAGAUUACGCUGUCAGUGGGCAGGGCUUCAGGGCCACGUACGAAGCUCUACCCAGCUAUACCUGUGGAAAUCCGGGACGCCUGCAGAAUGGGAUCCAGCAGGGCUCCACUUUCAACAUUGGAGACAAGAUCCGGUAUAGCUGUAAUCCUGGCUACGUCCUGGAGGGACACACCAUCCUCUCCUGCCUCGCCACAUCUUCAGGCACGGCUGCCUGGGACUUCCCUCUGCCCUACUGUCGGGCUGACGAUGGCUGUGGUGGCACCUUGCGGGGUCAGAGUGGGGUCAUCACCAGCCCCAAUUACCCACAGGAAUACAACAACAACGCCGACUGCACCUGGACUGUGCUGGCUGAGCCUGGGGACACCAUCGCCUUGGUCUUCUCUGACUUCCAGCUGGAGGAUGAUUACGACGUGCUGGAGAUCAGUGGCACCGAUGGCUCCUCACAGUGGUUCACUGGGCCCAACCUGCCCUCUCCUGUCAUUAGCAGUAAGAACUGGCUGAGACUUCACUUCACAUCUGAUGGGAACCACCGACUGAGGGGCUUCAGCGCACAGUACCAGGUGAAGAAAAUGACUGAGCUGAAAUCCCGAGGUGUGAAACUGCUCCCGAGCAAAGACAAUCACCAGAAAAUAUCUGUCUUGUCUCAGAUGGGUGUGGCUCAGGGGCACAACAUGUGUCCAGACCCAGGAAUUCCUGAGAGAGGCAAGAGAAAAGGUUCAGACUUCCGGCGGGGUUCCACUGUGCACUUUUCCUGCGACGAGGGGUACGAGCUGCAGGGCUCAAAGAGCAUCACCUGCCUCCGGGUGACGGACAGCUAUGUUGGCUGGAGCGAUGAUCGCCCAUUCUGCAGGGCUCCAAUGUGUGGGGGGCAGCUCAGAGGCCCCACAGGACUCAUCACUUCCCCCAAUUUUCCUGUGCAGUAUGACAACAAUGCCAACUGCACCUGGGUGAUCACUGCCUCCGACCUCACCAAGGUCAUCAAGUUGACGUUUGAGGAAUUCGACCUGGAAAGGGGCUACGAUACACUUACAGUGGGAGACGGGGCAGCGGUUGGAGACUCGAAGACCAUCUUUCAUGUAUUAUCAGGGACCACUACCCCUGACCUGGUUGUCAGCACCAGUCACCAGAUGUGGCUCAAUUUCAAGACAGAUGACACAAGUGGGUCUCUCGGCUUCAAGGUGUCUUUUGAAGAAAUUGAGCAAGGAAGCUGUGGGGACCCGGGUAUCCCCGCAUAUGGCAAGAGAGAGGGUUCGGGCUUCCGUCAUGGCGACAAGCUCCACUUCGAGUGCCUCCCAGCCUUCGAGCUGGUGGGAAGGAAGAAUAUCACCUGUCAGAAGAACAACCAAUGGUCGGCCAAGAAGCCCAGUUGCGUGUUCUCCUGCUUUUUCAACUUCACCACCCCAUCAGGUGUGCUGCUCUCACCCAACUACCCCCAGGACUAUGGGAACAACAUGCACUGCGUGUGGCUCAUCAUCACCAAGCCGGAGAGUCGCAUCAACCUGGCGUUCAACGAUCUGAGCAUGGAGAAGCAGUUCGACUUCCUGUCGGUGAAGGACGGGGGCAAAGCCGAGUCGCCCAUCCUGGGGACCUUCUCUGGUGACACGCUACCCUCGCCCCUCACCACCAGCGCCCACGUGGCCAGGCUGGAGUUCCUCACUGACCACACCAACACUGACCGCGGCUUCAACAUCACCUUCACCACAUUCCGGCAUAAUGAGUGUCCGGACCCCGGUGUUCCUGUCAAUGGGAAACGCUUCGGAGACAGCCUUCAGCUGGGCAGCUCUAUGUCCUUCCUGUGUGAGGAGGGAUUUGUCAAGACCCACGGCUCCCAGACCAUCUCCUGUAUCCUGAAGGACGGUAACGUGGUGUGGGACAACGCAGUGCCACGGUGUGAGGCACCCUGUGGUGGGGAGCUGAAGUCACCCAGUGGUAUCAUUCUGUCCCCCGGCUGGCCGGAGCUCUACAAGGAGGCCCUGAACUGUGAGUGGAUCAUCGAGGCUCCACCAGGAUACCCCAUCAAGAUCAUCUUUGACAAGUUCAGGACAGAGGUGAAUUAUGAUAUACUGGAGGUACGGGAUGGGAAAUACCCUUCUUCUCCACUGAUCGGAAGCUACCAGGGCACUCAGGUCCCUCAAUUCCUCAUCAGCACCUCCAACUACCUCUACCUGAUGUUCUCCACAGACAAGAGCCACUCGGACAUUGGCUUCCGGAUCCGAUAUGAGACGGUGCAGCUGCAGUCCGAUCACUGUGUUGAUCCCGGUAUCCCCGUGAACGGCCAGCGCCAUGGCAAUGACUUCUACGUCGGCGCCCUGGUGACAUUCAGUUGUGAGUCCGGCUACACUCUGAGCGACAACGAGCCCUUGGAGUGUGAGCCCAACUUUCAAUGGAGCCGCCCCCUGCCCAGCUGUGACGCUCUGUGUGGAGGGUACAUUCAGGGAUCCACAGGCACCAUCCUGUCUCCUGGUUUUCCUGACUUCUAUCCCCACAACCUCAACUGCACCUGGGUGAUUGAAACAUCCCAUGGCAAAGGUGUGCAGUUCAACUUCCACACCUUCCACCUUGAAAGCCCUCAUGACCACCUGCUUAUAACGGAGAACGGCAGCUUCUCCCACCCUCUGAAACGCCUCACAGGGUCCACCCUGCCCCCCCCACUCAGUGCCGGGCUGUACGGCAACUUCACCGCCCAGAUCCGCUUCCUGUCUGACUUCUCCGUGUCCUACGAGGGCUUCAACAUCACCUUCUCAGAGUACGAACUAGAGCCCUGUGAGGACCCUGGGGUCCCUCCGUUCAGUACUCGCAAGGGGUUGCAGUUUGGGGUGGGGGAUGCCUUGACUUUCUCCUGCUUCCCGGGGUACCGUCUGGAGGGUCCUUCUCGGGUCACGUGUCUCGGGGGUCGGCGCCGGGUAUGGAGCUCCCCUCUGCCAAGGUGUGUUGCGGAGUGCGGCUCAUCUGUGACUGGCACCCAGGGCGUCCUCCUGUCACCCAACUACCCCGCCUACUACAGCAAUAACCAUGAGUGCAUCUACUCCAUCCAGACCCAGCCGGGCAAAGGCAUCCAGCUACGGGCCAGGGACUUCAGACUGGAGGGAGGGGAUGUACUGAAGGUUUAUGAUGGGAACAGCAACCGUGCCCGCCUGCUGGGUAUUUACUCUGGCAUGGACCUGCUGGGACUCGCUCUGAAUAGCACCUCCAGCUCCCUGUGGUUGGAGUUCAUCAGCAACACCCAGAACACCAGCAAGGGAUUCGAGCUGCACUUCACCAGUUUUGAGCUGGUGAAGUGUGAGGACCCUGGGGUGCCCCAGUUUGGCUACAAAAAAGAGGACAAGGGUCACUUUGCAGGCAGCACCGUGUCCUACAGCUGUAACCCUGGGUACACGCUGAAGGGCAACGAAGUCCUUACUUGCCUUACCGGAGAGAGGCGGGCCUGGAACAGCCCUCUUCCACACUGCGUAGCGGAAUGUGGAGGUAUCAUUCGAGGGGAGACAUCAGGGCGGAUACUGUCGCCGGGGUACCCUGCACCCUACGACCACAACCUACAUUGCGUGUGGACCAUCGAGGCCCAGCCUGGCAGCACCAUCGGGCUGCACUUCCUGGUCUUCCACACGGAGGAGUACCAUGAUGUUCUGCGGAUCUGGGACGGGCCACCGGAGGGUGGGAUCCUGCUGCGUGAGCUGAGCGGCUCCCUUCUUCCUCCCGACAUACACAGCACCUUUAGCUCCGUCACCCUGCAGUUCAACACAGACUUUUUCACCAGCAAGCAAGGCUUUGCACUGCAAUUCUCAGUGUCCACAGCAACCUCCUGCAAUGACCCUGGCACUCCAUCUAAUGGGACACGCAGCGGAGACAGUCGGGAGCCGGGAGACCACGUGUUGUUCCAGUGUGAUGCUGGCUAUGUGCUACAGGGGGCACCCAAGAUCACCUGUACGGAGAUCGACAGUCGCUUCUUCUGGCAGCCAGACCCUCCUACCUGUACAGCUCCAUGUGGUGGGAACUUGACGGGCCCAAGCGGGCUGAUCCUCUCUCCCGAGUACCCGGAACCCUACCCACAUGGCCACGAGUGUGACUGGACCGUCACUGUGACCCCUGACUACGUCAUCGCCCUGAAUUUCAUCCAUUUCAGUCUGGAGCCCAGCUAUGACUUCUUGCACAUCUAUGAUGGCCCGGACUCACUCAGCCCCCUGGUGGGCAGUUUCUACGGCACAGAGGUUCCUGACCGCAUUGAGAGCAGCUCUAACACACUUUUCCUGGCCUUCCGCAGUGAUGCCUCCCUGAGCAGCAGUGGGUUUGUCCUCCAGUACACUGAAAAUCCCAGAGAGUCUUGUUUCGAGCCCGGGCCUGUGCUCAAUGGCACCCGUGUGGGGGCAGACCUCAAACUGGGAUCCACAGUCACCUUCUACUGCGACAGCGGCUACGUGAUUGAGGGAGAUUACACUCUCACCUGCAUCAUGGGGGCAGACGGGAAGCCAAGCUGGAACAAGCCACGGCCCAAAUGCAUAGCUCCCUGUGGUGGACAGUACUCUGGUAUGGAGGGGGUGGUGCUAUCUCCAGGUUACCCUGGCAACUACAGCAGUGGGAGGAGCUGCCUGUAUUCCAUUGUGGUGCCCAAGGAGUAUGUUGUCUUUGGACAGUUUGCCUUUUUCCAGACUGCCCUGAAUGAUGUGGUAGAAGUGCAUGAUGGGCCUACCCAGCAUUCCCGGCUUCUCAGUUCCUUGUCUGGAUCACACACAGGUGAAUCGCUCCCACUGGCGACUUCCAAUCAGAUCCUCAUCAGGUUCAAUGCCAGAGGUCAAGCUACAUCUCAGGGCUUUCACUUUGUGUACCAAGCCGUUCCUCGCACUAGCGCCACCCAGUGCAGCUCGGUCCCGGAGCCGCGCUAUGGCAAGAGGGUGGGAAACAACUUUGCAGUGGGGGCGGUGAUCCAGUUUGAGUGUAACUCGGGCUACGCGCUGGAGGGAGCCCAUGCCAUCGAGUGCCUCACUGUCCCCGGGGCUCUGGCCCAGUGGAACAGCACCGUUCCCAGCUGUAUAGUGCCAUGCGGAGGGAACCUGACCCAGCGGACUGGUACCAUCCUGUCCCCAGGUUUCCCCGAGCCCUAUCUGAACAGCCUGAACUGCGUGUGGAAGAUCACUGUUCCUGAAGGAUCUGGCAUUCAGAUCCAGGUAAUCAGCUUUGUGACAGAGCACAACUGGGAUUCUCUCGAGGUGUUUGAUGGAGGUGACAACACUGACACCUUGCUGGGCAGCUUCUCAGGUACCACAGUGCCAGCACUGCUGAACAGCACAUCCAACCAGCUCUAUCUUCACUUCUUUUCUGAUAUCAGUGUUUCUGCUGCUGGCUUCCACCUGGAAUACAAAACCGUGUCCCUGACUAGCUGCCCAGAACCUGUGAUUCCCAGCAAUGGUAUGAAAGUAGGGGAUCGAUACCAGAUGAACAACGUGGUGUCUUUCCAUUGUGAACCUGGUUACAUCCUCCAGGGCCGCUCUCACAUCUCUUGUAUGCCUGGAACGGUGCGCCGAUGGAACUUUCCUCCUCCACUCUGCAUCGCACCAUGUGGGGGGGUCCGGGAGGAAAUGGAAGGGAUGAUCUUGAGCCCAGGGUUCCCAGGAAAUUACCCCAGCAACAGCGACUGCACCUGGAGGCUCUACCUGCCUGUGGGCUUUGGUGCCCACAUACAAUUCCUCAAUUUCUCCACGGAGGCCAACCAUGACUUCAUUGAGAUUCGCAAUGGCCCCUUUGAAACCAGCUCGGUGAUCGGUCGAUUUAGUGGACAGGAGCUCCCCCCUUCCCUGCUGACCACCUCCCAUGAGACCACGGUGUACUUCCGGAGUGACCACUCCCAGAACAAGCCCGGCUUCCGAUUCGAGUACCAGGCUUACGAACUGCAGGAGUGUCCUGACCCAGAGCCCUUUCAACAUGGCGCGGUGAUAGGUGCUGGGUAUAACGUUGGCCAGUCCAUUUCCUUUGAAUGCCACCCAGGGUACCAGCUUGUUGGGCAUGCCAUCCUAACCUGCCAGCACGGCACCAACCGCAACUGGGACCAGCCCUUCCCCAGAUGCGAAGCGCCCUGCGGAGGCAACAUAACAGCCGACAAUGGGACCAUUUUUUCACCGGGUUAUCCGAACGAAUACCCCAGCUCUGCCGACUGCGAAUGGCUGAUCACUGUAGCCCAUGGGCAAGGAGUCCACAUCAAUCUCACUUUAGUGCACGUCCCGGGUCCGAACAAUUUCAUCACCAUUUGGGAUGGUCCUCAGGAGACGGCCCAGAAACUAGGAGUGUUCAGCGGGAACAAAGUUGUAGAAUGUCCCAGCAGCACCACCAACCAGGUCCUCAUCCGUUUCCGUAGCGAUGCAGAAAAAGGAGGUCUCUUCAGUAUCAGCUACCAAGCUUACCUCCUCCAGUUUUGUCUACCACCACCCAUUGUCCCAAACGCUGAAAUCCUGAUGGCCAGCAAAGAGUUCAAAAUAGGGGACAUUGUGCGCUACAGGUGCUUGCCUGGAUACCAGCUGAGUGGCAACGAUAUUCUUACCUGUCGACUGGGGACCCACCUGGACUUUGAAGGCCCCCUACCGUCCUGUGAAGUUACCUGCCCCAUGAAUGAGGUUCUGACAGACUCCACAGGGGUGAUCCUGAGCCAGACUCCAGGCAGCGGGUUCCCACACUUCGAGACGUGCUCCUGGGUGGUGAAGGUGGAACCUGGGCACAACAUCUCGCUCACCAUCGAGCGCUUCCAGAGCAGCCGGCAGUACGACGAGCUGGAAAUCUUUGAUGGACCCUCCAGACAGAGCCCCACCCUGAUCGUACUCAGUGGAAAUUACUCCUCCCCCCUGAGCAUCACGAGCUCCUCCAAUAAGGUGUAUCUUCACUGGACCUCAGACCACGCCUCCAGCCACAAGGGAUUCCGGAUUCGCUAUUCAGCGGCGUACUGCAGCCCCCCGAACCCUCCCGCCAACGGGUCAGUCCACAGUCAGACGGGCACCAAGCUGGGCAGCACCCUCCGCUUCGGCUGUGAUCAGGGCUUCCACCUAAUCGGACAGAGCAGCGCCACCUGCACGCGCGCCUCACAGGGCCUCUACCAGUGGAGCGCCCCAGCACCCCUGUGCCAAGUGGUGUCGUGCGGCGUGCCCCAGCCUCCUGUCAAUGGCACUGUCACUGGGCGGGACUAUACCGUGGGCUCCAGGGCCGUGUUCCAGUGCAACCAGGGCUUCAGACUUUCCAUGAACCACCCUGUUUCCAUCGUGUGCCAGGAAUCGGGCAAGUGGAGCCCCACCGACACCCCACCUCACUGCUCCGCCGUGACUUGUCCAGACAUUGGCCAUUCCGCAGUGGCACAUGGGAGAUGGAGGCUGAUCUACGGGACCCAUAAUCAAUAUGAUGCCCAAAUGAUGCUUGUCUGCGACCCUGGCUACUAUUACAGGGGGCCCCGUGUCAUCAGAUGUCAGGCCAACGGCACCUGGAGCUAUCCCGACCCCAGGCCAGCCUGCAACAUUAUCUCCUGCGGGGAGGUGUCUACUCCUGUGAACGGGAACAAGAUUGGCACUCUGACUGUGUAUGGUGCCACCGCCAUCUUCUCCUGCAACACUGGCUUCACCCUGGUGGGCUCCCGCGUUCGGGAAUGCAUGGCCAACGGGCUCUGGAGUGGAACACCAGUCCAGUGUCUCGCUGGACACUGUGGCACCCCCGAGCCCAUUGUAAACGGGCAGAUUACAGGGGAGAAUUAUAACUACCGAGGCAGCGUGGUGUACCAGUGCAACCCUGGGUUCCGUCUCAUCGGUGUGUCAGUGCGAAUCUGCGAGCAGGACCACCAUUGGUCUGGGAAAACUCCUGUCUGUGUCCCCAUCACCUGUGGUCAUCCCGGAAACCCCAUGAACGGCGUGACUCAGGGGGCGCAGUUCAACCUCUAUGACACAGUGAGGUUCACGUGCAGUACUGGCUACAAGCUCCAGGGGGCAGUCAUGUCACAGUGCCAGCCCAAUGGGCAGUGGAGCAACUCCCUGCCAGCUUGUGAAAUUGUGAACUGCACAGACCCAGGGCACAUUGAGAACGGCGUGAGGCAGGUGCAGCCCAGUGGACCUCAUCGCUUCAGUUUCCAGACCAUCGUGACCUACUCGUGCAGCCCCGGGUACUACCUACUGGGCACCAGUGCCCUGGCCUGCCAGGGGGAUGGCACCUGGGACCGCUCCCUUCCCAAAUGUCUGUUGGUGUUGUGUGACCGUCCCAGCAUCCCUCCCUAUGCCCAGAUCUCGGGGGACAGGCGCACAGUGGGCUCGGUGGUGAGAUACAGCUGCAUGGGUCACCGUGCUCUCAUCGGAAACUCCACCAGGAUGUGCCAGCUGGAUGGGCACUGGAGUGGGUCGCUGCCACACUGCUCUGGGGAGAGCCAGGGUCUGUGCGGAGACCCGGGAGUCCCGGUGCGCGGCAUCCGGCUGGGGGAGGAGUUCUCGGCGGGCAGCGUCGUGCGGUUCAGCUGUGAGCCAGGGUACGUCCUCCGGGGAUCGUCCGAGAGAACCUGCCUGGCCAACGUCACCUGGUCCGGGACACAGCCCGAAUGCCACGUGGUGUCCUGUGGAAACCCUGGCACCCCCCAGAACGCACAGGUUCUGUUCCACGAUGGCCUGGUGUUCUCGCGCUCGAUCACCUACUCCUGUCGUGAGGGCUACUACUCCACAGGGCUGCUGACCCGCCACUGCACCGUCAAUGGCACCUGGACUGGCACCAUGCCUGAGUGCACAGUGAUCAACUGUGGGGACCCGGGCGUGCCCGCUAACGGUGUGAGAAUCGGCAAUGACUUCACCUACAACCACACGGUGUCCUUCCAGUGUGCCCCUGGCUUCACCAUGGACGCGGACCGUGCCUCCAGCCUCAGCUGUACCAAAGACCGCACAUGGAACGGCACCAAACCCAUCUGCAGAGCAAUCGUGUGUCCAUUGCCUCCCAGCAUUCCCAACGGGAGGGUGGUGGGCUCGGAUCUCCACUGGGGUGCCAGCGUGAGCUACGCCUGUAUUGAGGGGUACCAGCUAUCCCUGCCUGCGGUGCUCACCUGCCAGGGCAAUGGCACCUGGAGCGGCGAGAGGCCCCAGUGCUUCCCUGUGUUCUGUGGUGAUCCGGGGAUGCCAUCCCAGGGCCGACGGGAGGACCGCGGCUUCACCUACCUCUCCUCCGUCUCUUUCUCAUGCUUUCCCCCGCUGGUCCUGGUGGGCUCGGCCCGGCGCUACUGCCAGUCCGAUGGCACCUGGAGCGGCACACAGCCCUCCUGUAUAGAUCCUAGCCACACCAGCUGUGUGGACCCAGGCGUCCCCUUGUUUGGAAUCCAGAAUAACUCACAGGGCCACCAGAUUGGCAGCACGCUGUUCUUCAGCUGCAGGAAGGGCUACCUGCUCCAGGGCUCCAUCACCCGCACCUGCCUGCCCAACCUCACCUGGAGCGGGAUCCAGCCAGAGUGCACAGCCCACCACUGUAGCCAACCAGAGCUGCCAGUGAGGGCUGAUGUCAGCGCUAUCGAGCUGCCGUCCCUGGGGUACACCCUUCUCUACUCCUGCCAGCCUGGCUUCUACUUGACUGGGGGGUCAGAACACAGGACCUGCCGGGCCGAUGGCAGCUGGACUGGCAAGCCCCCUGUCUGUUCAGCUGAUACCAGACCCAGUGGGAACAACAUUGGAACAGUACAAGAAGUGCCCAAUGCCAGACUUCCAGUCCCAGGAGACGUCUUUGCCAAGAACUCCCUGUGGAAGGGCUCCUAUGAGUACCUGGGGAAGAAGCAACCAGCCAUGUUGAGUAUCACCAGCUUUGAGCACUACAACAACCGUGUCAACGCCACCCUCAUCGACCACAGCGGCGUGGAGCUCAAGCUGGCUGGCACCUACAAGAAGGAAGAGGCCCACUUGCUUUUGCAGGUGUAUCAGAUCCGAGGCCCAGUGGAGAUAUUUGUCAACAAGUUCAAGAGUGAGAACUGGGCUUUGGAUGGUCAUGUGUCCUCCAUGGCUUCGAGCAGUUCAUUUGUGUACCAGGGGUUUGUCCGAGGGAAAGGGUUUGGGCAGUUCGGACUCCAGAGACUGGAUACUAACCUGCUGGAGAAGGAACGGGAGACCACAGGUUACAACUUCGCGUCCAACAGCAGCUCUGUGGCAGCAGCCAUCCUUGUGCCUUUCAUUGCCAUGAUCAUAGCUGGCUUCGCCCUGUAUCUCUACAAACACAGGAGGAGACCCAAAGUCCCAUUCAAUGGCUAUGCCGGUCAUGAAAACACCAAUGGCAGAGCCACCUUUGAGAACCCCAUGUAUGACCGCAACAUUCAGCCCACUGACAUCAUGACCAACGAGACUGAGUUUGCUGUCAGCACAGUGUGCACAGCAGUAUAGCGCUCACCCACCUCCCAGAAAUCCAGAAGGAAUGGAUGUCCUGUCAUGUCACACGUCUUCAUCCAGUAAGUGUCCCAGAGCUCUCUGCACCCAAUCUUGAGGGUGUGAGAACCCCACCAGUGGAGACAUCUGCUUCUUUAUCCCUGUCCGGAUGAGGAUGAUGAGAAUGGAAAAUGGAACCCAGGGAGAAUGGAAACAGCAGCAAGUGACAUAGUUAUCUUGUCAGACAUCACAGCUGAACUCCAAUGUGUUGCAAGGAGCCGCUCUGUUUUUUCUAUUUAUUUUUUAGUUGGGUCCUUUGGCACUUCAAAAGUUGCUUUUGCAAAACUCAGUUUCUAGAAAACCAAGCCAGGGGUCUUCUUCAGUACUUUAGCAAAGCUUCCCUGCUUGUAAGACAUACUGGUGGACCUACUGUAUACUAGUGGAUCAACCAAACCUGACAGCAUGAAAGCGCCUGGAGAUGAGCAUUAUUAAGGGAGAGGGCAGGGGCAGGCUCCUGUGUCAACCCAGCCUUCAUAUGACAGAAGAGAGUCCAUUUCAGCUCAUGGCAUCUUGAAACAUGUUCCUUGGUAUUCCUCUUGAGAGGUAGAGCUUUCUGAUCUUUGGCCUCUGUGGGUCGGUAAACGUUUGCUCUCCCCUGUUUUCAGAUUCUCUGAGUUCUUGCCUGCAGUAAUCAUCCCUUCCUCGAGACACAAUGUUGGAAAACACGAGGCAAGGGACUGGAUAUAAGUAGCACUGUGGAUACUUUCUAUGAAUAACUAUUUUGGUUCUUAAUGGAGGAUUUUAUUUCAAUAUACUGAGAAUGCACAGCAAAGAGAGGCUUGCGUACCUAUGGCAGCUCACAGGGCAAAGCCAUA